This is a messenger RNA of Chanos chanos (milkfish), 396 nucleotides long. It is a transcript of the gene sycn.1, whose product is annotated as syncollin, tandem duplicate 1. Gene Ontology annotation, cellular component: secretory granule membrane. Lineage: Eukaryota; Metazoa; Chordata; Actinopteri; Gonorynchiformes; Chanidae. The transcript has a single exon. Gene Ontology annotation, biological process: exocytosis. Bases 1 to 396 code for a protein of 131 amino acids. The record is from RefSeq and is a predicted model, not a curated record.
AUGAGGUUGCUCAUUGCUCUGCUAAUCUGUGUUUCGAGCAUUCAGGGCCUCUAUGCCCAGUGCCCUGAACCAAAUACUCUGGUAGAUGCCAGCGGUGCCAAAGUUUGUGCCCGUAUGUUUGAGGACAGUAAUUAUUACUACGAGCAGAGCUGUGGAGGAGAGUACCUGGACGCCUACCCCGGUGAUGACGUGCCGAUUAUCCCAUGGCGCUGGAACAACCGCAUCUCCUCAUUGGUGGUGUCCAGAUCCUGUACCCUCACUGUUUGGUCCCUUGCCAGGAAGGAGGGAAGCAAGAGAAAGUUCACUGCGGGCAUCCAGCCCCGUCUAAGAGACGUAGGCCAAGGUCUCUUUGGAAACUGGAAUAACGACAUCUCUGCAUAUUACUGCGUCUGCUAG